GCCGGGGUGAGGGGUCAGGAAAGAUGGCGGCGCCGGUGGUGCAGACCUGUCAUGUUUCGUGCUGCGCGAACCGGGCUCCGCGCGCCGUGUCCUGGGGGAGAGGAGGUCACGUGGCCAUCGGCAACUGCCGCUCUGUAACAGUCACAGAACCCGAGAGCAGGACAGUGACUGAAACUCUGAAUGGGCACACUGGAAAAGUUAACUGUGUCAAGUGGGUUCACAGAGAUGAUUGUGAUCCUGAGACAGAACUUGUGUCUGGAGGAUGCGAUAACUGCCUCAUUGUUUGGGAGGUGCUGAGUUGUAAGUUUGUAACUUACACCCGGCUGGAAGGGCAUUCAGGAGCUGUAUAUGCUGUUGAUGCUAUUUAUGAAACUGUUGGCUUGGGUGAGGAUCCUAAAUUGUUGAUAGCUUCAGCAGCAGCAGAUUCCUCUGUCAAGAUCUGGUCCAAACAGGGUUCUAAUGGUAAAUGUGUCCAAACUCUGUCAUUUGGAAGUGGCUUUAUACUGGAUGUUACCUUAGCCCGAUUGCCAGGUAGUGAUGCUUUGAUUCUUGCUUGUGGUGGUGAUGAUGGCAAAGUUCACUUGUACAUUCAAGAAGGUGAACAAUUUCAGAAAAUCCAGUCGCUCGUGGGUCAUGAAGACUGGGUCAGAGGGGUGGAGUGGGCUGCACAUGAUGGGAAUCUUUUAUUGGCAAGCUGUUCACAAGACUGCAUGAUUCGAAUAUGGAGAAUUUAUAUCAGGCGAGAAUCUACUUACAAAGAGUACAAUGAGAACAUUAUCAAACUUAAGGAGGACAUAUUUCAUGUUACAAGUGACAAAGGAGCAGUGACAUAUGCAGCAACUCUGGAGACUGUGCUAGCAGGUCAUGAGAACUGGGUUUAUGGAAUACAUUGGCAGCCCCCGUUUCACAAAGAUGGCAGACUUGAACAACCAUUGUCUCUGUUGUCUGCAUCAAUGGAUAAAACAAUGAUUCUGUGGGCUCCAGAUGAGGAGUCUGGUGUAUGGCUGGAACAGGUUCGCGUGGGAGAGGUUGGAGGAAAUACGUUAGGUUUCUAUGGCUGCCAGUUUAGUCCAGAUGGAUCAAUGAUUUUGGCACAUGCAUUCAAUGGAGCGCUUCAUAUCUGGUGCCAAAACCAAUCUAAGAAGGGAGAAUGGAGCCCAGGAGUGGUGCUUUCUGGACAUUUUGGAGCUGUACAAGACUUGAGCUGGGAUCCUGAGGGAGAGUUUAUUUUGAGUGUUGGCGCUGAUCAGACAACCAGAUUGUUUGCUCCAUGGAGACGGAAAGAACAUGAACAGGUGACCUGGCAUGAAAUUGCACGCCCACAGAUACAUGGCUAUGACAUGCAGUGCCUAGCAAUGAUUGGCCGUUUUCAGUUUGUUUCCGGUGCUGAUGAGAAGGUGCUUCGGGUUUUCUCUGCCACUAAAAACUUUGUGGAAAACUUCAGUUUCAUCACAGGUACCACAGUUGAGGACCUUCUCUCAACCAAUCAGGCGACUGGAGAAAUCCCUGAAGGUGCCAGCGUUCCAGCUUUAGGGUUGUCAAACAAGGCUGUCUUUGAAGGAGAUCUGACUGCAAAUACAAGGGAAACAGAUAGAAAUAAACCACUUAGUUCUGCUGACCAGUACCCUCAGGUUUAUUUCCAGGCAGUUAGCCUUACAGAACCACCUCCAGAAGAUCAUCUUUUGCAGAACACACUCUGGGUGGAGAUUCAGAAGCUGUAUGGGCAUGGGUAUGAAGUAUUCUGUGUUGCCUGCAAUACCUCAAGGACAGUGUUGGCAUCAGCUUGUAAGGCCUCUAAAAUGGAGUAUGCAGCAAUUAUUUUGUGGAGUACUUGCAGUUGGAAACAACUGCUCAGUCUGCCACUGCACAGCCUGACCGUGACCCAGUUGGCAUUUUCACCUGACGACCAAUUCCUAUUAGCGGUUUCGCGAGACCGGACAUGGUCUCUGUGGAAACAGCAAGAACCUGCCCAAUUUGAUUCGGAGCCUUUUUUCUCUCUGUUUGCACACACGGAUAAAAACACUGCUGUGCACACCCGAAUCAUUUGGACAUGCGACUGGAGCUUUGAUAGCAAAUAUUUUGUAACCGGUAGUCGUGACAAGAAGAUAAUUGUAUGGGGUGAAAUGGGUUCAGCUGGGAAACCUGAAGGCAGUAGCUUGAGGUCUGUCAGGCCAUGCUCGUCAGUUCUGGAUGUAGGAGAUGCAGCCACAGCUGUCAGCUUCGGUCCUGUUGCAAGUCCAGAUGAAAGCUACAUUCUUGCAGUAGGUUUGGAGUGUGGCAAGAUAAUGUUGUAUAAGUGGAAAGCAGCAGAAACCACUCAAAAUAUAGACUGGAUCAAAUGUCUGGAACUGGACAAAUCGCAAUGUCACACUCUAGCUGUCAAGAGGCUGCGUUGGAGACAAUCGGUGGGAAGAGCAGGUUGCAAUGAUGAAUCUGAUAGCAAGUGGUUACAGUUGGCUAGUUGUAGUGCUGAUCAUAGUAUUAAGAUCUUCAAUGUGGAUAGAUCUCGCCUUUAAUUUUAAUUUUUCAAAAUAAAUACAUUUCAUUCAAAUAUCCCACAUGUCUCCUG
Messenger RNA from Callorhinchus milii (elephant shark), 2569 nucleotides. It is a transcript of the gene elp2, whose product is annotated as elongator acetyltransferase complex subunit 2. The record is from RefSeq and is a predicted model, not a curated record. The transcript has 22 exons. Gene Ontology annotation, cellular component: elongator holoenzyme complex. Gene Ontology annotation, molecular function: protein binding. The coding region runs from base 24 to 2516 and encodes 830 amino acids. Gene Ontology annotation, biological process: tRNA wobble uridine modification. Lineage: Eukaryota; Metazoa; Chordata; Chondrichthyes; Chimaeriformes; Callorhinchidae.